AUGGGUGAAUGUCCAGUACACAAGACCGCCAACGUGGCUGGUAGCGGCACUCGGAACCGCGACUGGUGGCCCGAGUCAUUGAAGCUAAACAUUCUGCGCCAGCACACCGACGCGACCAACCCGAACAAGGACUUUGACUAUGCCACUGCCUUCAAGAGCCUCGACUACUAUGCCUUGAAGGAGGACCUGCACAACCUGAUGACCGACUCUCAGGAUUGGUGGCCCGCUGACUUCGGCCACUACGGCGGUCUGUUCGUUCGGAUGGCCUGGCACAGCGCCGGAACUUAUCGAGUCUUCGAUGGCCGUGGCGGUGGCGGCCAGGGCCAGCAGCGUUUUGCCCCGCUCAACAGCUGGCCCGAUAACGUCUCCCUUGACAAGGCCCGCCGCCUAUUGUGGCCCAUUAAGCAGAAGUACGGCAACAAGAUCUCGUGGGCCGAUCUCCUUCUCCUGACCGGCAAUGUCGCCCUUGAGUCGAUGGGCUUCAAGACCUUCGGUUUCGCCGGUGGUCGCCCCGAUACCUGGGAGGCCGAUGAGUCCGUCUACUGGGGUAGCGAAGCCGAGUGGCUCACCAAUGAUGCUCGCUACAAACCCGAGUCCGAACAAGAGGCCGGCAAGCAGAGCGACAUCCGCACUCGUGACCCCGAAGACCCUCUGGCUGCCGUCGUGAUGGGUCUGAUCUACGUCAACCCGGAGGGUCCCGAUGGCAACCCCGACCCCAUUGCCGCGGCUCGCGAUAUCCGCAUCACCUUCGGCCGCAUGGCCAUGAACGACGAGGAGACCGUCGCUCUGAUUGCUGGUGGUCACACCUUCGGAAAGACUCACGGUGCUGGCAGUGCUGAUCACGUCGGCAAGGAGCCUGAGGCUGCUGAAAUUGAGCAACAGGGCCUUGGCUGGGCCAGCGGUCACGGGUCUGGCGUGGGUUCUGACGCUAUCACGUCGGGGAUAGAGGUUACCUGGACGAAGACUCCCACCAAAUGGAGCAACCAGUAUCUGGAGUAUCUCUUCAAGUAUGACUGGGAGCUCACAAAGUCCCCCGCCGGUGCCCACCAGUGGUCUGCGAAGACCAAUGAUCAGAUCAUCCCUGAUGCCUUUGACGCGAGCAAGAAGCACAAGCCCCAGAUGCUGACCACCGAUCUCUCUCUCCGCUUCGACCCCGACUACGAGAAGAUUGCCCGUCGCUUCCUUGCGAACCCUGACCAGCUCGCCGAUGCUUUCGCUCGCGCCUGGUUCAAGCUCCUCCAUCGUGACAUGGGUCCCCGCGCCCGCUGGCUCGGCCCUGAGGUCCCCAAGGAGGCUCUUUUGUGGGAGGACCCCAUCCCUACCCCCGACCACCCGCAGAUCGAUACUGAGGAUGCUGCUGCGCUGAAGCACCACAUCCUGAGCUCUGGUGUCGACCCCAGCAAGUUUCUUUCUACUGCCUGGGCCUCUGCCUCAACUUUCCGUGGCGGUGACAAGCGCGGUGGUGCCAACGGUGCGCGCAUCCGUCUUGCUCCCCAGAACCAAUGGACCGUCAACAACCCCACCCAGCUGCGUGAGGUCCUGGACGUCCUGGAGGAUAUCCAGCGCCGGUACAACAGCUCCCAGACCGGCAACAAGCGUGUGUCGCUGGCCGACCUUAUCGUUCUGGCCGGUUGCGCUGCCCUGGAGAAGGCCGCCGGUGUCCCCGUUCCCUUCACCCCUGGCCGCAUGGAUGCCACCCCGGAGCAGACCGACGUCGACUCCUUCAAGUACCUCGAGCCUGUCGCCGAUGGCUUCCGCAACUACGGCAAGUCGUCGCGGCGUGUCCGCACCGAACAGAUGCUCGUUGACCGAGCUCAGCUGCUCACCCUGACCGCCCCCGAGAUGACCGUCCUGGUUGGCGGUCUGCGCGUCCUGAACGCUAACUUCGACCGCUCCAACCUCGGUGUCCUGACCCAGCGCCCUGGCCAGCUGACCAACGACUUCUUCGUCAACCUGCUCGAUAUGAGCACCGUUUGGAAGCCCACUGAUGACAGCAAGGACCUUUUCGAGGGUGUUGACCGCAAGACCGGUGCCAAGAAGUGGAAGGCUACCCGCGUCGACCUCAUUUUCGGUCACCACGCCGAGCUGCGUGCCCUGGCUGAGCUGUACGGCUCUUACGAUGGCCAGUCCAAGUUCGUGCGGGACUUUGUGGCUGCCUGGGACAAGGUUAUGAACCUGGAUCGCUUUGAUGUGGUCUACUCGGAGAACCAGGGCCGCGCUCGCCUGUGA
This is a messenger RNA of Penicillium canariense, 2229 nucleotides long. It is a transcript of the gene cat2, whose product is annotated as bifunctional catalase-peroxidase Cat2. The transcript has a single exon. Gene Ontology annotation, cellular component: cytosol. Gene Ontology annotation, biological process: hydrogen peroxide catabolic process; cellular response to hydrogen peroxide. The record is from RefSeq and is a predicted model, not a curated record. Gene Ontology annotation, molecular function: heme binding; catalase activity. NCBI's taxonomy places the organism in Eukaryota, Fungi, Ascomycota, Eurotiomycetes, Eurotiales, Aspergillaceae. Bases 1 to 2229 code for a protein of 742 amino acids.